Messenger RNA from Fusarium redolens, 832 nucleotides. RefSeq lists its product as uncharacterized. The record is from RefSeq and is a predicted model, not a curated record. Lineage: Eukaryota; Fungi; Ascomycota; Sordariomycetes; Hypocreales; Nectriaceae. The transcript has 2 exons. Bases 154 to 513 code for a protein of 119 amino acids.
CCUCGGCACUCUAUUCUUUCUUCCCUCAUCAACUCAACUCAAAAGCAUUUCUUCUCUUCUUCUAUUUCCUCGCUGUAUUCUCAUUAUCUCCAGUCUAGAAAUUCUUGCGCAAUAUCUCAGCCACGUCCGUACUAUCGCAUUUCAAUCAUUCUCAUGAGUACAAUAACAUCGCAGCCAACUGAGGGGGACUGGCUGGACCGUAAGGACUUGAUUAGAUACGAGUAUCUAGUCAACGACAGAUCGCUAAAAGAUUUGGUGAUCUUACUGAGAGCUCAAGGAUUGCAUACUACAAAAGGGCAGUUGGAAUAUAGGCUUAGGAACUGGAACUUCUCCAAGAACAUUGACAAGGAGACAUGGCAGUACGUUAAACGGAAGAUUCGCAAGCACCAAGAUAAGGGAAAGGACAGUGAUGUUAUAUAUUGUGGCAAGGUAUGGAAAAAGGCCAAAAUCACAAAAGAAAUCAAUCGUCACCGAAGAACAGAUAUCAUGGCUCGAUUCGAAACAUAUCAGUAAAGUCCAUCUUAAGAUUCUGCUCUAACAUAAACCAUAACAGCUCCGCCAUCUCCAACGAAUCCACAGCUUAGUAUUUAUACUCCACCAGUCGUCCAGAUGAGCUUUGAGUGGCCCUUUUCUCUCCCGUGGCUCCGUCUGCAAAAUACUUCUUAGGAUAGCAAGUUACUCUAAGGACCAAGUAGUCAUAAUAUCUUACACGUAUUAAAUAGUCACUAUUAACGCUUCGAGUUCGAAAGACAUAGCAGUCCAUCGAGAUAAUCAAGCCGAUGUUGUGCUGUCGCUGGUGAUCAGACUCUUGGCCCCUCGUAGCGAGGAGAAC